This is a messenger RNA of Brettanomyces nanus, 1704 nucleotides long. RefSeq lists its product as uncharacterized. The transcript has a single exon. Gene Ontology annotation, molecular function: protein heterodimerization activity. The record is from RefSeq and is a predicted model, not a curated record. Bases 1 to 1704 code for a protein of 567 amino acids. NCBI's taxonomy places the organism in Eukaryota, Fungi, Ascomycota, Pichiomycetes, Pichiales, Pichiaceae.
AUGAAGGACAUCUUAUCACCUACCAAGCAAGUCAGAAAUGAUAAUGGAAACAAUGAUGAAUCCGACUCUUUUCUAAAGUCUCCAUCCGAUGACGAUGUUAUUGAUACACCUAAUUCCCCUAUAUCUCGGCGAAAGUCGCUUCGAACUCCCAGAAGAUUGAACUUCAAUUCUAUGAGUCCAGAAUUGAAGUCUGCCAGAGCUGUCAUUAAGCCUGUGACACCAUCUCGACGAUCGAGUGGACGACAAUCAUUGAGAACUCCGCCUAGUAAAGGCAAUAGUACACCACGACGGCCUACUACGCCAUUGAUAUUAAAGGCUAUGGAAGAUGCUGCUACUCCCCGAAGGAAUAGGCUUCUACUUACACCGACUAGAAAUAAAGCCAAUCGAAGAUAUUCGCCUCAAAAUGAUUUAGUGCUGCUUGGACGAUUACUUUCUGUGGAAAACGAGACUAUAAGGAAGAAAAGAAAGAUGGAAUCGCCUACAAGUGCGCGUAAUCCGUUGAAUCAAUUAUAUAGAUAUAUUACAGAAAGGCAUGAGGAUAGUUCUCAGGAAGUGACCAGUUCUCAGGAAGUGACUAGUUCUCAGGAAGUGACUGGUUCUCAGGAAGUGACUAGCUCUACAGUUGUGAUUGAUACUCAAAGUCAGAGUCAGAGUCAGGCUCAGUCUCAGGUACAAUCCCUUGAGACUAUGGAGUCAUUGUCUCCUUUCGACCUUGAUCCACUAGAUCAGGGAAGUGAUACCGGCCUAGAACAAAUAGAAGAAGUUACAGAGCCCACAGAAGGUGAUAUUUCUAACCGUAGAGUUUCUGAGGUGACUUCUGCAUCAGAUAGAACACCGAGAAAGUCUCGAAUAUCCAGUCGAUUGUCUAUAGGUACGUCUAUCGCCGAUGAUUCCAACGUUGCAAUUCCCGAAGCAAUAAUUAGAGAGCCAGGAGAUUAUGGAGUUGACCUUAGUGACGACCAGAAUGGUUCUAAGUUGUCGUUUGACGACAUAAAUGAUGACAUUGAUGAGGAAGAUAUUUUGGGAGAUCCUGAUUUAUCUUUAAUACGAGAUAUGUAUCUCAAAAGGCCAGAGCGUCUAUCAUUCAUCACGGUAAAAAAGCAUAAAAGUCUAGAUUCAUCUCAUGAGCAGACCGAUAGUCUUGGGGUCUCUAUACUAAGGCAGCUAAGUAAGUUGUUUCUUCCCUUGGGUCAAUCACGGAAGCUAGGUUCUUUGGAGUCUCUAAAAGUUCUAGAUGAGAUCAGCAAUGAUUUUUUUGAACAAGAACUGAGUGAUUUGCAAGCUUAUUCCAAGCACGAUAAAAGAAAAAGAAUCACUGCUGAUGAUGUCAAACUACUUAUGCAUCGGUCAAGGCUUGUCCCUGAUUUAGAUCUUUUCGACUUUAAGGGAGGUGUCAACUCUUUGGAUACUGAAAUUAUAAAAUUUGGGUCACGUGUGUAUGAUAUGGAAGACCUCAAAGAAUUGGAGAGGUUGCUUUAUUCCAAGCAGAUUAAUGAAUUGAAGAAGGUUGAGAGAAAGAGGAAGAGAGAUGAAAAGGCUGUCGCUGAAAAUAAUAAGGAGGAGCAGUCGCAUAAUCCUCCAAAUGAAGUCAGCACAGCUGAGUUGGAUAAACUCGGCUCCGUAAUCUCAAUUGGAUUUGAAGAGUCAGAUAUGUCUGACAGCUCGCUUGAAAUACCCAUGGCUGAAGAAGAAGAAGGUGUGUAG